Acytostelium subglobosum LB1 is the source of this 234-nucleotide messenger RNA. RefSeq lists its product as hypothetical. Bases 1 to 234 code for a protein of 77 amino acids. The record is from RefSeq and is a predicted model, not a curated record. The transcript has a single exon. NCBI's taxonomy places the organism in Eukaryota, Evosea, Eumycetozoa, Acytosteliales, Acytosteliaceae.
AUGAGUUUGAGACUUGUCGAGGUUGUUCUCAGGAACGUCGAUUGGGACUCGUGCACCGAUGCUGGUGAUGCGCUGCUCCAGCAAGCCUCUGCGGCGUGCAUCUGUGUUAUAGCCAGACUGCCGCUGUCUUUGGGCUCAAUGAGGAUGAAUGUGCUCGAUCUUGCUGUGACUUCACUGGGCGUUCAAUUCUGCCAUGAGAUUAUCUCCUUUGCGAUGGCGUCCUCACCACGAUGA